CGUCUAGAAAUUAAACAGUAUUUUUAUCGUUGGGGUUAAGUAAUCAGUCCUUCCCAAUUAACGUUGAUUCUAAUCCAUUUUUCUUCGUCAAUAUAUCCACCCAAAAUCAAAGAGACAAGCAAUCGAAUUAGUAGUGAAGGUAGUUGAAAAACUGAUAAACUGCCUUAUAGUUAUAGCAUGCCAAACAUUAGAUAAGACCGUCCACAUAAUUACACCCCAUUCCCUUUCCUUAAUCUCAUAACCAUAAAACGUACCCAAAUAUCAUAACAUAUCAUCAUAUCCUUUAAAACGAUCGAGUACUGAAACAUUAGAAACCUCAAAAAUUCCAAAACAUAGAACAUAAUAGCAAAACUUCAAACAUUUUCAAAUGGAGUCUGUUGUGUCUGAGCUAGAAGGCACGCUUCUGAAGAACUCGGACACCUUCUCCUACUUCAUGCUUGUGGCGUUUGAAGCGUCCGGUUUGGUUCGGUUCGUUUUGUUGUUGCUCUUAUGGCCGGUGAUUCAGUUGCUAGACAUGGUUGGCAUGGGUGACUUGGGGCUGAAGCUCAUGAUCUUUGUGGCCGUGGCUGGGGUUCCACGAAACGAGAUUGAAUCGGUGGCUCGGGCGGUUCUGCCCAAGUUUUACUUUGAUGAUCUUGACAUGGAAGCGUGGAAGGUGUUCAGCUCGUGUGACAAGCGUGUUGUGGUCACCAAAAUACCGCGGAUCAUGGUGGAGAUGUUCGUGAAGGAGCACUUGCGGGCCGAUGAGGUGAUUGGGAGUGAACUCUGCUUCAAUAGGUUUGGACUUGCUACUGGGAUGGUUCAGGGUGGCUCCAUUAGCAACGUUUCUGAAAGAGUUGCAAAGGUUUUCAACAAUGAAGGACCUACUUUGGGUAUGUCAUCAAGGCCUAGUGAUGCUUCGAGCUGUACAUCCAGCUUCAUCCAACUUUGCAAGGAACAAAUGCAACCACCAUUUACAACUGGCCAAAAGUACAACCACCACAUGCUCCCGCAGCCAAACCCAGUGAUCUUCCACGACGGCCGCCUCGUCAAGCGGCCGACACCCGCAACCUCCCUGCUAAUCAUCCUCUGGAUGCCCUUAGGCAUAGUACUCGCCAUAAUCCGCCUCAGUGUCGGCUGCAUCCUACCAUUUUGGAUCAUCCCUCACAUGUCAAGGCUUUUCAGCUGCAAAGUUGUCGUCAGAGGCAAGCCACCGCCCCCUCCUUCUCGCGGCAGCUCUGGUGUCCUCUUCGUCUGUACCCACCGCACCCUCAUGGACCCCGUCAUCCUUGCCUCCGUGCUCGGCCGUAAAGUCCCCGCUGUCACCUACUCUAUUUCACGCAUAUCAGAGAUCCUCUCUCCAAUCCCCACCGUGAGGCUAACGAGAAAGCGAAAUGUAGACGCCGAGAGAAUCAAAGAAGAACUCUCCAAAGGAGAUCUCGCGGUGUGCCCUGAAGGAACCACGUGUCGCGAGCCUUUCCUUUUGAGGUUCAGUGCGCUCUUUGCAGAGCUUACUGACCGAAUAGUCCCGGUGGCUAUGAACUACCGGGUGGGAUUCUUCCACGCCACCACUGCAAGGGGAUGGAAGGGUCUUGAUGCAGUUUUCUUUUUCAUGAACCCGAGGCCGGUUUAUGAGGUGACUUUCCUGAACCAGUUGCCGGUUGAGGCCACAUGCUCGUCGGGGAAGAGUCCACAUGACGUGGCGAACUAUGUGCAGAGGAUACUGGCAGCUACUUUAGGGUUUGAGUGCACCAACUUCACAAGGAAAGACAAGUAUAGGGUGUUGGCUGGGAAUGACGGCAUCGUAUCUUGCACUUCCUUCCUUGAUCGGGUAAUGAAGGUGGUGAGCACUUUCAAGCCAUUUUUACAGUGACAUUGUGUAAACAUAAGAAAAAUGGAAAGAAAAAAACGAUAAUUGUUUUAUUUUAUGAUUUGUUUCUAUUGGUAGCAGCUUUGUGUAUUGAAGAAUUAUCUUAAUUUUUUUUUGUAAAUCUUUUGGUUUUUUCUAUAGAUUGAUUUUUUUUAUUUGACAGAUGUCUCUAUCCAUUAGAGAAGUGAUUGUAUGUUGCUUACCUUUAGACGGUCUAGGCCAACACAUUUAGUUAUGACUUAUUAUUUA
Messenger RNA from Lotus japonicus, 2098 nucleotides. RefSeq names its product glycerol-3-phosphate acyltransferase 5-like. Gene Ontology annotation, cellular component: membrane. NCBI's taxonomy places the organism in Eukaryota, Viridiplantae, Streptophyta, Magnoliopsida, Fabales, Fabaceae. The transcript is spliced from 2 exons. The record is from RefSeq and is a predicted model, not a curated record. Gene Ontology annotation, biological process: cutin biosynthetic process. Gene Ontology annotation, molecular function: phosphatase activity; glycerol-3-phosphate 2-O-acyltransferase activity. The coding region runs from base 368 to 1852 and encodes 494 amino acids.